AUGCCGGUUCUCGACGUCAGCGAACUCAACAUUGUCAUCGCCGUUCUGGGCGGUUUCAUUGUCUGCUAUGGCUUUUUGUCAGUCAAGAUCAAGCAAGUCUGGUACUUGGGUGAAGCGUUGCCGGCCGUUAUCAUGGGCAUCAUUCUGGGCCCUAUAGCUGCCAGGUUUCUCGAUGCAGAAAAAUGGGGUUCUGCUGCUGAGGGUCAACAAGAAGCCAUCACACUGGGCAUGUGCCGCAUAGUCAUCGGUAUCCAGCUUGUCAUUGCCGGCUUCCAGCUCCCCGCCAAGUAUCAACAAGCCCGAUGGAAGGACAUGAUGAUACUUCUCCUCCCAGUCAUGGCAAUCAUGUGGAUCUGCACAAGUUUGUGCAUUAUGCUCACCAUUCCCAAAAUAUCCUUCUUGGCUGCGCUUGUCAUCGGAUCCUGCGUCACCUGCACAGAUCCUGUCUUGUCCCAAGCCGUGGCUAAGGGUCCCUUUGCGGAUAAAUUUGUUCCUCGUGCGCUACGAGAGAUCAUUUCGUCUGAGGCAGGUUCCAACGACGGGUUUGGGUUUCCGUUUCUUCUGCUAGCUACGUACCUGAUUCGUCAUGCCGACCUUGAGGGUGUCGAGUUCAAGGAUGACAUCGUCUUGGGCGCAAGUGAGCUUGCCAGUCGCACAGUCAACAUGCUCGCCAGGCGUAGCGAACAUAAUGUUGGCCGUCUAGGUGGAGGUGUACCCAUGGCCAUGGAGCAGUGGAUUGUAGAAACAUGGCUGUACAUGAUCGCCAUGUCUAUCGCGAUAGGGGCAAUUGUUGGGGCUGUCAGUCUGUUCGCCAUUCGAUUCGGCCUCCGUAAGAAGUGGAUCGAUACCGAGAGUCUCUUCCUCUGGCCCAUGGCACUCGGUUUGUUCCUCAUUGGCAUCUGCGGUGCGCUUGGCACAGAUGACCUCCUUGCUUGCUGUGUUGCAGGUAACGUCAUGAACUGGAACGGCCUCUAUCUUGAGGAGACCGAGAAGCGCCAUGAUGAAGUCAACAGCUGCUUCGAUGUUAUCCUCAACUUUGGCGGUUUCAUGUACAUUGGUACAAUCAUCCCUUGGAGGGAAUUCCAACUUCCAGAUGUCACUGGUAUCACUGUUGGACGACUCAUGAUUCUCGGGUUCCUGGUUCUUGCUUUUCGCCGUAUCCCUGCCAUCUUCAUGGUGUACAAGGUCAUGCCGGAAGUCAUCAAGGACUGGAAGGAGGCACUGUUCAUGGGUUAUUUCGGGCCCAUUGGUAUCGGAGCUGUCUUCUACGUCGAGCACACGCGCCAUCUGUUCCCCAAGCCUGGAGAGGCCGAGACAGAAGAGGAAGAGAACCUCUUGGCUGCUAUGGUCCCCGUCGUUUAUUUCCUCGUUAUUUUCUCUAUUGUCAUCCACGGGCUCUCCAUUCCAGCCCUUGAUGCAUUCUACCGCUACAAGAACAUCCAACCAAUUUCCGAGGCUGAACCAGCAGAGAUCCGCUCUCUGUCAGUCCACGAGGCGCUUCCCAACAACGCCCGCAUAAACACGAAACGCAACUCCAUCUACGUACACAACCGCUUCUCCAGGCCGGUUUCUACGGGUCCUGAUCCGGAAUUGUAUAGGUGGAAUAGUCAGGUGAGGGAUAGCGAUGCCACAUAUAGGGUUUCUUCACAGCUCCAAGGCGAGGACUACGCUCAGAAGCUGCAGAAUAUUCGAUUUGCAGAAGACUAUGCUCAUGAGAAAGCCAAUCUGGGCUAG
Bipolaris victoriae FI3 is the source of this 1734-nucleotide messenger RNA. RefSeq lists its product as hypothetical. Gene Ontology annotation, cellular component: plasma membrane. Gene Ontology annotation, molecular function: sodium:proton antiporter activity. The record is from RefSeq and is a predicted model, not a curated record. NCBI's taxonomy places the organism in Eukaryota, Fungi, Ascomycota, Dothideomycetes, Pleosporales, Pleosporaceae. The coding region runs from base 1 to 1734 and encodes 577 amino acids. Gene Ontology annotation, biological process: sodium ion export across plasma membrane; proton export across plasma membrane; regulation of membrane potential. The transcript is spliced from 5 exons.